This is a messenger RNA of Cuscuta epithymum, 1803 nucleotides long. The record is from the annotation of a GenBank genome assembly. NCBI's taxonomy places the organism in Eukaryota, Viridiplantae, Streptophyta, Magnoliopsida, Solanales, Convolvulaceae.
AGAGAAUGAGAUACUGCACACACUUUCCUUUUUAGCGGGUGUUACAGUUUGGUCCCAGUUUACGGAGUUGCCAUUUACCUUGUACUCAACAUUUGUGAUUGAGGCCCGCCAUGGUUUUAACAAGAAAACAAUACGACUAUUCAUCAGGGACACAAUCAAAAGUAUUAUUUUAACCAUUGUGAUAGGCCCACCUAUUGUGGCUGCAAUCAUUCUGAUAGUUCAGAAAGGAGGUCCUUUCUUGGCCAUAUAUCUGUGGGGUUUCAUGCUUGUCCUGUCUCUUGUUAUGAUGACGUUAUACCCUAUCCUAAUUGCCCCACUUUUUAACAAGUUCACCCCACUUCCUGAUGGUGAGCUUAGAGGAAAAAUUGAAGACCUUGCUUCCUCACUCAAAUUCCCCUUAAAGAAUUUGUUUGUUGUAGAUGGAUCAACAAGGUCAAGCCAUAGCAAUGCAUACAUGUAUGGAUUCUUCAAGAACAAAAGGAUAGUCCUUUAUGAUACAUUGAUUUAGCAGUGCGAGAAUGAUGAGGAGGUUGUUGCUGUCCUGGCGCAUGAAUUAGGCCACUGGAAACUAAAUCAUACAAUGUACACCUUCGUUGCUUUCCAGAUCCUCACAUUCUUACAGUUUGGAGGGUACACACUCCUUAGGAACUCAAAGGAUAUGUUUCAGAGUUUUGGCUUUGACACUCAACCAGUUCUUAUCGGGCUUUUGAUUUAUCAGCACACUUAUUCCUUUGCAGCACCUUGUGAGUUUCAGACUCAAUCUUGUUAGCCGAGCUUUUGAAUUUCAGGCUGAUACCUUUGCAAAGGAACUUGGGUACGGUUUACCUCUUCGUGCUGCUCUCGUAAAGUUGCAGGAGGAAAAUUCAUCUGCAAUGAACGUAGAUCUUUGGUAUUCUUCUUACCAUCACUCUCAUCCUCCGCUGGUAGAAAGAUUGGCUGCAACUGACCAAAAUGAUAAAAAGACAGACUGAUCAUGGCUUCAGGCAAACCACUCCCCCACCCAUCCACUCCCAAAAAAGAGCAGUAGAAAAGAAUUACUUCGGAUAGUUAAAUUGCAGAUACAUUAUCUUCGCAACAUAAACCACUCUACCUAUCUUUUGCACCUCAACUCGUUAAGUAAUGCUCGAAAAAGGGAACUUUUGGUUAUUUUUUUCUUAAUUUGGCCUAACCUGCGCUACUAAACCACAUCUAAGUUGUAGGCUUAGUGUACUUGUUUUAGAAAAAGUGAACUUACGUAUAAUGUACAACAUUAUUAGUACCUAGUAAUGGGUAAUGAUACUGGAUUUGAAGUCUGAUACUUGGGAAAAAAAAUUAUCUAAGAAAAACAAGAGAAGUAAAAAACAAAAACAAAUUUGAUGGCUUCUGUCACAAAAUUUAAGAAAAUAAACAUAUUCACUCACUCCGGUAAUUUAAAAACUGUUCAAACCGUAUUUGCAAGGACCACAUUCAUUGAUAAUUAUAAUGCAGUUUGGAACCCCAAAUAUACCUAUUGGAAGAAGAUUUGUGAUACAAAAACCGAUUUGGUUACACCAAGUGGAAGCCUUCGGAUCUGCUAGAGAAUUACUUUGCACCAUUGUGGAGAGUAUUUAUCUAGAAAGGAGAUUUAAAUUAUAAGAGCCAAUAAAUAUCAACACACAGAAAUAGUGAGUGUUUUAACUUCGUUCAACAAGAAAGAUAAUAUAUCUAAAAAAAAUUAAACUCAACAUUUGUUACUUGUACUAUAACAGCUUACAGAAAGGUGCUUCCUCUUUAUGUACCAUCAUUGGUAUAAACUCACCCUUUAUGAUCACAUUAUUAACUCAC